AUUUUGCAUUAAUCUUGAAUAUAUAAUCUUAUCAACAAAAAUGAAAAUUUUCACUCAUUUAUUUUUUUCAUUUACAGAGUAUAAGAGUUUGAAAAAGUUAAAAGUUCUUCGUCUAAAUCAGGUUUUUACCAAUGGAAGCAUUCCAUUACUACUAAAAUUAGUAGAGGCAUUCCCAUCGGUUAAGACCUUCUAUCUACUAGGGAAUUACUUAAACAAGACUAUGGCUACUCAAGAUCAAGAAUUGCAUGUGUGGAGCAAUGUGGAGGAAAUAUUUCUAGACGGUUCUUAUCUCAACAACAACAUUUUGCAAAGCAUUGGAGUAUUCACUUCUCUUAAAACUUUGUCUUUACGUAACUGUGGACUUAUGGGUUCCUUACCUAAUCAAGGUUGGUGUGAUCUAAGGAACCUUAAGGGUUUGGAUAUCAAUGGGAAUGCACUUAAGGGGAUACUUCCUUAUUGUAUGGGUAACUUGACAUCUCUUCUUGAGUUAGAUAUCUCCAACAAUCAAUUUACUGGAAAUUUGACUCCUUUAGCAAAUCUUUCAUCACUUAGAUUUGUCUCUGUUUCAAGAAAUCAUUUGCAAAUUUCAAUGCCAUUCUUGUCACUUGCAAACCUUCCAAAUCUCAAGUUUCUUUUGGCUGAUGAAAACAAGAUAGUAAUGGAAUAUAAUUCCUUUCAUACUUCAAUUCCGAAGUUUCAACUAAACAUCAUCAGUUUGUCAGAGUGUAUAACAGACAAAGGACUUAGUCUACAACCUCCUAAGUUCCUUUAUUACCAAUAUGACUUGAGAUAUGUUGAUCUUUCCUAUAACAAUUUCAGUGGAACAGUCCCAUUAUGGUUGCUAGAAAACAACACAAAAUUAGAAAAUCUCUUCUUGUUGGGUAAUUCUUUCACUGGUCCUCUCUUGUUACCACAUCUUUUUCAUCCUAAAGUGUCUUUAAUUGACAUAUCUGAAAACAAAUUACAAGGUCAAAUUUCGACAAAUAUAUGUUCAACUUUUCCAAAUUUGGAAUUGUUAGUCUUAUCUAAGAAUGCCUUUGAAGGUAAUAUCCCUCCUUGUUUAAGUGGCAUGAACACUUUAUCAUUUUUAGACCUAUCGGACAAUCAUUUAUUUGGAAGAGUACCAGAAGAGUUGAUCAUGAGAAGCUCAUUAGAAGUUCUUAGGCUAUCAAAUAACAACCUAAGUGGAAAGAUUGUUCCUUUGAUGUUCAACACAAAAGAGUUGUCAAAUUUGUAUUUGGAUGGUAAUAAUUUUGCUGGAGAGAUUCCUGAUAUUGAUGUCUCUACUACUGAUUUUUCACAUUCAUCACUAGUGGAUAUUGAUCUCAGUAAUAAUAGUUUUAAUGGAAAGCUCCCAAGAUGGAUAGGGAAUAUAUCGCAUUUGAAGAGAUUGGCUUUGUCAAACAAUCAUUUUGAAGGUUCUAUUCCAAUGGAAUUUUGCAACUUGUUUGAGCUUGAAUUUUUGGAAGUUUCUCAAAACAAUUUAUCUGGCUCCAUUCCUUAUUGUUUCAAUCCACCAUAUUUGAGACAUGUCCACGUGAAGAGAAACAAACUAAGUGGUCCAUUAACACUUACUUUUAAUAGCUCUUCAUUAGUGACAUUAGAUCUUAGAGGGAAUAAUUUAACUGGUAAUAUUCCAAAAUGGAUUGGCACAUUUUCUGCUUUAAGCGUCCUUCUUUUGAAAGACAAUCAUCUAGAUGGUGGAAUUCCAGUUCAAUUAUGCAAGUUGUAUUCAUUGAGCAUCAUAGAUCUUUCUGGAAAUAUGUUUUCUGGUCCUAUACCUUCUUGUUUGGGUAACUUAACUCUGGCAAUGAAAAAAGAUAAGUCAUUGAUACAUGAUGGUCAGUAUGGAAUAGGUAUACCUGAUGAUGCAUCAACAUACACUGUGAUGAUAAUGCUGAAAACUCGUAGGUACCCUGAUAGCUACAUGGAAGAAUGGAUAGAGUUUACAACAAAGAGUGUGUCAUAUUCAUACGGUGGUGACAUUCUUGAGUACAUGUCUGGGAUUGAUUUAUCUUGUAACAGGUUAACUGGGCAAAUCCCACUCGAAUUGGGAAACUUAAGUGAAAUCCGUUCGUUAAACUUAUCACACAAUAAGUUGAUUGGAGUCAUACCUUCAUCAUUUUCAAAGCUUAAGCAAAUCGAGAGUUUGGACCUUUCUUACAACAACUUGACUGGUAGAAUCCCUAUACAGUUGGUUGAGUUGAACUUCCUGGAGGUUUUCAGCGUGGCACACAACAACUUGUCAGGUAGUACUCCAGACCCAAAAGCUCAGUUUGGGACCUUUAAUGAAAGCAGCUACGAGGGAAACCCUCUUCUCUGUGGGCCUCCAUUGCAAAAUAAAUGCUCUAAAACUGAGUCACCACUAACAGUACCGACUACAACAGACAAUGAAGGAGAAGGUAGUUUCAUGGACACAUAUGUUUUUUGUGUGAGCUUUCUGGUUUCAUAUGUAAUUGUUUUAUUGGGAAUUUUUGUUGUUCUAUACAUAAAUCCAUAUUGGCGACAAGCAUGGUUUUCUUUCAUUGAGAGUUGCAUCACUACCUUUCGCUACUCAAUUGUGGGCAAUUUUCUUGAGUUAUACAUCUUCAGAAGAUGUGCCUAGGUAUCAUGGGAGCUCUUAUGAUUUGCCUUUUAUUUGAAUGUGGUGAAGAUUUGGAUAAAGUUGAUUUUGUUGUCAGAAGAAGUUUGGUGAUUUGAUCUUUUUAAAUGGGGGAUUUCUUUUAGCUGACUGUUCUGUUAAAAUAGUUUUAGGAAGAGUUAUGGAUUUUGCACUUUCAACAGAGCUUUAUGUCUCUGUCGAAACUCUGUUUUGGGUAUUUGUUUUGUUUUGAAGAAAGCCUGUAGCUUUGUGUCUUGUUGAUUUUAUUUUCUACACAAAUAUUCAAUUCUCUAUUCUCCAUCAUCUACAAGUUAUUAUUAAUAUCUUUUCCAAGUUAUUAUUCAAAUUGGCAAAUUUUUCCUCAUUAGUUUUGGCUUAGUUUUGAGCUUCUAGUAAAUGAUUUCUGGCAUAAAUUGCAGCGAAGGCAAAGAUUGCUGGCUAUGGCCUACCAAGAACUUUCUAAAGUUGUAUUGGUUGGAUUCAUUUGUUUUAACCAGAUUUUAUAUCGAUCGUAAAAAGCUUUUUCAAUUUAUUUUCUUUGAUGCUU
Molecule: messenger RNA, 3149 nt
Organism: Durio zibethinus
Lineage: Eukaryota; Viridiplantae; Streptophyta; Magnoliopsida; Malvales; Malvaceae
Source: RefSeq, a predicted model, not a curated record